AUGGCGCAUUUACUGAAAUACUCGGUAUUUAACUUCGAGGAUUACGCUCGCCAUGAGUCCAUCUACAAGGGCCUAGCGGAGUUCUUCAAGAAGCAAACAGAGCACCGCCCAUCAACCCUUGACAACCCAGAGUUACUGAAUGCGUACCCGGAGGAUGCCGUCCCUCAACUAGACAGGUGUCAUGCCGAAACCCUCCAUGUGGAGAUGAUCCAAUGCCUUCUUUCAAGUUUAACCUUAUUGGACCACACCGGACAAUCACAAAUAUUCGAAGAACAGGCCGUGACUGUCGAAGAGCCCUCGAAAAAAAUCACAGUUGUCUGUCUAGGGUCAUUCUAUCCCGAAACCAUCGCCUUACCAGACAAUCCGAAGAAUGCACACAAGACUCUCCUUUUGAAAAAGGCUAUAUCCGAAACCAAGGAUUCCGCGUGGCGCUCAUGCUCUCCUUUCAUGAGUCGCAUUCUCGAGAUCAUGCGUGCGUUCUCUGGUCAGCCAAAUCAUUACAAAGAGCAAUACCCCAUACCACCUCCUCCCGUACAGAUAUUCCAGUACAUCUUACGGAAGUACCUUGGACUCCGAUUCUCAGAGGAUGCAUUUGAGUCAGAGGAUCUUGACGCCCCACAUCAUCUCUUUGUGCAUCAUCUAGAGAUGGGACAUCUUCUUUUGGACGGGUGGCGUGAAGUGGUUCCAACAUUGUUUGACCUGGACGACGGUACCGAAUACGAAGCAUACUACGCCUGA
This is a messenger RNA of Penicillium canescens, 738 nucleotides long. RefSeq lists its product as uncharacterized. The record is from RefSeq and is a predicted model, not a curated record. Lineage: Eukaryota; Fungi; Ascomycota; Eurotiomycetes; Eurotiales; Aspergillaceae. The transcript has a single exon. Bases 1 to 738 code for a protein of 245 amino acids.